CCUGGUUCUUAGAAGACAAAAUGCUUCUAGCCCUGAGCCUCAGUCUGAUGUAUGCAGUUGGUUCCAAAGAUCCAGUUCUGUUACAGCCUCAGCCCUCUCAGGCAGAUAGGGAGGGAGAGGGUUUGAGGUAAAAGCAGCCUCGGUUGACAUGCUGACACUUGGAGGUAGGACAGGCAUGGCAGACCCCAAACUAUAGACUUAAGCAGCUGCGAAGAGAACCGAGGAACUAGGGUGGAGGUGGGGCCUCGUGAGGCACUUCCUCUUGCGCGCUUGCGCACCUACCCAAGCUCUGAGCUUUGCACAGACAGCCUCGCGCCCUUCAACAGCAGUUGCUCACUCGGAUGCAGCAGGUCGGUAACAGUUUCUCCAACCAGAGCCCCAGCGUGGCCCUCGCUGAAAGUAACCCGGUGGCCACACUGCCGGUGAGACUGCUCAGGGAUGAUCAGGUCGCUGUGCAGGGCAGUGACCAUGCUAAAAGUUUCCAAAUGAAGAUGAAUGCUCAUGGCUUCACCCCUGAGGAGCUGGUGGUGCAGGUGGACGGCCGAAACCUGAUGGUCACCGGCCAGCGGCAGAUAGAGAGUACCGACCCGGUUAGGGGAGGUUACCGCAUGGAACAGAAGGUGCACCGGCAAAUGCAACUACCUCCGGGCCUAGAUACCACCGCCAUGACCUGCUGCCUGACCCCUUCUGGCCAACUGUGGGUCCAAGGCCAAACCCAGUCGCCGCAUCCUCCUGAAGCCCUAACAGGAUCAUCAAGUUUCAGAAGCCGUGGCUCUAAGAAGGGUUCAACCUAGCUUGGCCUAGUAAACAACAACCGUGGUGUGCAGCAAACUUAA
Ictidomys tridecemlineatus (thirteen-lined ground squirrel) is the source of this 836-nucleotide messenger RNA. It is a transcript of the gene Hspb9, whose product is annotated as heat shock protein family B (small) member 9. Gene Ontology annotation, cellular component: cytoplasm; nucleus. NCBI's taxonomy places the organism in Eukaryota, Metazoa, Chordata, Mammalia, Rodentia, Sciuridae. The record is from RefSeq and is a predicted model, not a curated record.